CGCGUGUAAAUGCACAAGCUCAAGCCUAUGAAUUUAUGACAAAUUAUAGUGAAGGGUGUGAAGCUGUUGGACGUCUUGAAAAGGUUGUCGGUUGGUACCAUUCCCAUCCAGGUUAUGGCUGUUGGUUAAGUGGAAUUGAUGUUAGCACGCAAGCACUUAAUCAACAAUUUCAAGAACCUUUCGUAGCUAUUGUGAUUGACCCAAUUCGGACGAUUAGUGCAGGGAAAGUUGACAUUGGCGCUUUUAGAACUUAUCCAAAAGGCUAUAAACCCCCAGACGAACCUCAAUCAGAAUAUCAAACAAUUCCUUUAAAUAAAAUUGAAGAUUUUGGUGUACAUUGCAAACAGUAUUAUUCAUUGGACAUUACUUAUUUCAAAUCUUCACUUGAUACAAAAAUAUUUGAUGCUCUUUGGAAUACUUAUUGGGUAAACACACUUUGUUCCAAUCGUUUAAUAACCAAUUCUCAUUAUAUAACUUCACAAGUUUAUGAUUUGGCUGCAAAAUUAGAACAAAUUGGAAAUAAAAAUUCUUCAAUGUUUGGAGAAAAAUUACAAAAAGCUGUUAAAGAUGGAGAAAAAUUGGGGUGUGAAGUUUUACAUGGAAUGAUUGUACAUGCUGUUAAAAAUAGUCUCUUUUCUUCUUGCUCAAUAGCUAAAUUAACGAAAGAAAACGAUCAAACAAAAAAUUUAGAAAAGGACCAAGAAGAAUCUAGAAAAUUGGAAGUUAUUUGUGAUCACAUACAAUUGCCUGAAAUUGUAGAAAAAGACGAAAAAAUAAUUGAAGAAGAAAUGUCAGCAGAAAAUAAAGAGAAAGAAGAAGAGGAGGGGAUUGAUGAAAUUAAUAAAGGGGAUUGCUCAAAGAAUGUUACCCCAAUGGAAGAAUAA
Molecule: messenger RNA, 884 nt
Organism: Meloidogyne enterolobii
Lineage: Eukaryota; Metazoa; Nematoda; Chromadorea; Rhabditida; Meloidogynidae
Source: the annotation of a GenBank genome assembly